AGAAAUGGUCAACAGCGUCUUGUGAAGUUUAAAUUCUGUUGCCAUGAGCCAGAAGCAGUGACAUUAAUGAAACAUGGUUUGUGGCCUUCAUCACCCAAGGAACCACAAGCAGCAUUUGAAAAAAAUCUUAUGGAAUUGGUCAAAUAUAUCUUCUUGGAAUGCCGAACAUCUUUAAAGUCGAUAUGUCAGGCAAUAUACUGGAUUAUGCCUUCUCUUUCACCAGUUUAUGUAAAGGACAUAUAUCGGCUACUUGUUGGUGAAAAUUUUGGAGAAUACCGUUACCUUAGCUACAUGCUGGAUACAUUUGGUGGGAAAAAUGUGCAGUUGGAUAAUGUUAGUCAAUGCCCUGCAUGCCCUAAGAAAAGUGGAAAUAUGUAUGUAUCUUUGGAUGCUUUAUUUGGCUGUGUGAGAAAGAUAAGCGCUGGGACAAGUGUUAGACCAGCAAACCAUGGAGAAACACUUUUCAUAGAGCAAACAAAAGUGGAUUCUUUUUUGAAGAAUUACAAAGUUACAUCAUCAUUAAAGUCACAAGUGUCCUGCCAUAACUUCCAAGCUGGAUCAAAUCUCAGAUCUAAGGUGAAGACUAAAAAAUUAGAUGAAACUGCAAUAUUUGGAGCAGGUUGCAGACAUGAAGUGCCUUUAAAAUUCUUUAGUCUAAAAAGAGGGGAAGAAAUUGGAAAUGCAGUUUAUUUGCUGAAGUGGUUGAAAGAAAGUACAAACAACAAGAAUUUGAACAUCUAUUUGUAUUAUGAUAUAGCAUGUACACUGGAAUCUCAUUUGAAGAGAACAAAUCAGGAGGCAUUAUUGGAAAAUGUUAAGGUGGCCAUUCCUACAUUUCACUGCUAUGGACAUAAAGUAUCUUGUCAGCUUUUGUUUUGUGAAUUUCCUGCAAAGAAGCGAGGGUUGCGGGACUUGAUACGGCCAUAACAGGACUGGAAUUAACAGGCAAAGAAACAUUGGAUGUGUCCGACAAAAGAGGAGAAGAAGUAGAUGUAAGACAACUAGAGGUAAGAGGAUUGAAAGCAGAAGGUUUUGAAACAGAAGAGCUAGAAUUAGGGACAUUAACAGAGGCAAUAGAAAUGCGAGGAUUGGAUGUUGAAGGAGUAGGCAGGGAAGAACUAGAACUGGGGGAGCUAGAGACAGCAGGACUGGAAGUAAGAGGA
Molecule: messenger RNA, 1163 nt
Organism: Dendronephthya gigantea
Lineage: Eukaryota; Metazoa; Cnidaria; Anthozoa; Malacalcyonacea; Nephtheidae
Exons: 8
Coding region: 67-927 (286 amino acids)
Source: RefSeq, a predicted model, not a curated record